Messenger RNA from Microthlaspi erraticum, 1731 nucleotides. The record is from the annotation of a GenBank genome assembly. Lineage: Eukaryota; Viridiplantae; Streptophyta; Magnoliopsida; Brassicales; Brassicaceae.
AUGGCAGCACCUAGGCUGGAAUCUUUCAGGCGGGGUAGCAUGUUCGACGGAUCUUUCAGGCGAGGUAGCAUGUUCGAUGGAUCGUUUAGACAAAGCUUAAGAGAUAGGCUUAUCCCACCACAGAACAGAGGCUACUCUUACGUCAUUGACGUUGACGACAAACCUCCCGUCAAUUGCUGCUCCUACAGGUACUUCCUCGACAAGAUCACUGGGUUUGUAAAGAAAUCACAGGAUGUUUUGGCUACGGCGUGGGAGAUGGGAACGUCUGACCCGAGAAAGAUCAUAUUCUCGGCGAAGAUGGGUUUGGCUCUGACACUCGCCUCCAUUCUCAUCUUCUUUAAGCUCCCAGGAUCAGACCUCAGCAGCCACUAUCUCUGGGCCAUUCUCACAAUAGUUGUUAUCUUCGAGUUCAGUAUAGGAGCCACCUUUAGCAAAGGAUGUAACCGAGGAAUAGGAACAUUAUCUGCUGGAGGAUUGGCGCUUGUCAUGGCUGAAAUAUCUGCAAUGACUGGAAACUGGGCAGAGGUUUUCAAUGCUGUUAGCAUCUUCGUCGUAGCCUUCUUUGGGACUUACGCGAAGCUAUAUCCAACGAUGAAGCCGUAUGAGUACGGGUUCCGGGUGUUCUUGCUGACCUAUUGCUACGUGAUAGUGUCGGGAUACAGAACAGGGGAAUUCAUGGAAACAGCUGUGUCAAGGUUCCUUAUGAUCGCACUCGGUGCCUGCAUUGGCCUCACUGUCAACACUUGCAUUUAUCCCAUAUGGGCUGGGGAUGAUCUCCAUAACUUGGUCGCCAAGAACUUUGUCAAUGUCGCCACUUCUUUAGAAGGAUGUGUGAAGGGAUAUCUGGAUUGCGUAGCAUAUGACACGAUCCCAUCGAGGAUUCUGGUCUAUGAAGCUGUCACGGACGAUCCAGUGUACAGUGGUUACAGAUCAGCCGUUCAAUCUACAAGCCAAGAAGACACUUUGAUGGGGUUUGCUGCAUGGGAGCCACCACACGGUCCAUACAGAUCCUUUAGAUAUCCAUGGAAUAUGUAUGUGAAAGUAGGUGGCGCCUUGAGGCAUUGUGCUUUCAUGGUCAUGGCCUUACAUGGCUGCAUCCUCUCUGAGAUCCAGGCUGCAGAGGAUAAAAGACAAGAAUUCCGAAACGAGCUACAAAGGGUGGGAGUAGAAGGAGCGAAAGUGCUCAGAUACAUUGGGGAGAAACUGAAGAAGAUGGAGAGGAUAAGCCCAACAGAGAACAUUCUCAACGAGAUUCACCAAGCAGCCGAGGAGCUUCAGAGCAAAAUCGACAAGAAAUCGUACCUCCUCGUGAACGCCAACAACUGGGAAAUCGGGAAUCAGUCCAGGGGUUUGAGUGACGAGUACAAAAUCUCGAAUCUCGACGGGGAUCUAAGCCGGAUCCUGUCUCAUAAAUCCCAGAGCGAGGCCAUCCUUCGUCCGCCCACGAAUUGGGAUGCUGUAUCUACUUCUAAGAGCCCGAGCUCGGCGGCGGCGAUACAGCAGCAAUCGAGGACGGUGAUACAGAAACAGCCGUCGUGGCCUAGCCGGGUCUCUCUGACGCCGGGGAGUAUGUUGCAGCCACAGGAGGAGAUGUACGAGAGCGCGAGUGCUCUGUCUCUAGCUACGUUCGCUUCGCUGCUGAUAGAAUUCGUCGCUAGGCUUGAGAAUCUCGUUCAUGCUUACGAUGACCUGAGUGCUAAAGCCAAUUUCAAAGAGGCUGUUUCUAAGUGA